AUGGAAGACGGGAGCUGGGAGGAGAAGAUCAACGAGGUCGCAAGGGAGAGAGGACACAAGAACUGCGAUGUGAUCAAUGUUAGCAGGGAGGAGCUGGGCGAGGCGUAUGAAGGGAAGUUGAAGAUUUUCUUCGAGGAGCAUAUGCAUGAAGACGAAGAAAUUCGCUACAUCCUGUCCGGCUCGGGGUUCUUCGACCUGCCCGAGCACAGCGGGCCGGACGAGGAGUGGAUUCGCGUGCACGUCACGCCUGGAGAUCUGCUUGUUGUGCCGGCGGAGAUAUAUAAUCGGUUCACGCCGGACGAGGGGGAUAGGACUAAGACUAUGCGGCUGUUCAAUGAGGAGCCGAAGUGGACGCAUAACCGAAGCCAGGAAACAGACCAGAACCCGUUUAGGGUUGGAUAUCUCGGGUCGCUCAAGGGCGGUGCUAUAUCCGUUGCUUGA
Molecule: messenger RNA, 441 nt
Organism: Peniophora sp. CBMAI 1063
Lineage: Eukaryota; Fungi; Basidiomycota; Agaricomycetes; Russulales; Peniophoraceae
Source: the annotation of a GenBank genome assembly